GUUUUACAGAUAUUGACAAUAAUUGUAGAUUCCAUAUGACUUAUUAUUAAUGAUAUUUCUUUUUCUCGUCACAAAAUGGAUAUUUCAUAAUAAAAUUUCUGUACAAAUUACUCGAGAUUGUAAUAAACCAAUUGUGAAUCUUAGAAAUCUCACCAUCAAAACAAAUAAAAUAAAAGGCGGUUAUAGGCUUAUAGAAAAGAGUUCAUCGUGCACAUUUAAUUGCUACAGAAUCGACAACAAGUUUAAUCCGCUUUACUACCCUAAACCUGAGCCAAAAAAAAAAAAAAAAAUUGUUACAUGCGCUGUAAAUCAUCCCUCUUUUUUUUUAUGUUUUUCUAUUGUUGUUGAUGGCAGUAUCCUAGAGAUAUAAACAAGUACUGUUUGAGUGGUGCGUAUGAAAGUUUGUUAAAGCCAAAACAAAGGAGAAUGUGAGUGUGGAACUUAGCUGGCAAACCUCUAAGUGUCUCUAAUUCCUUCUUUCUCAACAAUACCAACAAUGUCUUCACUCCUUCACUUCACUUCACUUCUUUCCUUCUUCAGCUAGCCUAACUAAAUAUUACUCAUUAUUACUACCAUUAUUAUUAUUAUUUCAACAUUAUUCUCUGCCGUAAUUUAUUUUCCUGAUAAUUAUUAUCCCCUUUUCACACUGCUAAAAUUCCGGCAACUCUAGAGUUUCUUUCCAUUUUUGUUCAUCUUAUUGAUUAGGGUUUAACACUGCUUGUUUUUUUGGGUUCAGUAUUAAAAGCCUCAAUGAAAUGAAAAUUGUGGUGGGUCUGUGCUUUGCUUGGAAGAUUCUGAAACUACCUGCAUUAUACGGUGUCCUUUUCCCCCAAUUUAAUUAAAACUAUUUAAUUUAAUUCAAUUCUAUUCUAUUCUCACCAGUCAAUUUCAAUCUUCGCCAUUGAAAUCCUGCUUCAAAAAUGGUUCGGCAUUCCGGCUUCUCUUCAACCUAAGGUGUUUGACAUGGUUGGUACCUAUCAUUUGCAGAUCUUGAUAAGAAAUCAUUUGUACUUCUGACAAGUUGUUAGAGUCUCUUUGCAUCAAUGGGGCUUCUUUUUCGAAGUCUCGUGGUGCUUCUGAUGUUAUUAUCGUCGUCUUGGCUACCAAUUGUUGUUGCACAAUCGCCUGCGAGCUCGGCUCGUGAAUUGGAUGCUGUGCUCCAGGAUUAUGCUUACAGGGCAUUUGUUCAUCCGAGGACUGGUGUUGUAUAUGAUGGGACAGUGCCUUCGAAUUUGACAGGGAUUAAGGUCGCGGGUAUAAGGCUAAGGAGUGGUAGUUUGAGAAGCCGGGGUGUAAAAUACAAAGAGUUUGAUAUUCCAAUUGGUGUUGUGGUGCAGCCAUAUGUAGAGAGGCUUGUACUUGUUUAUCAGAACUUGGGAAAUUGGUCUAAUGAGUAUUAUCCAUUGUCGGGGUAUACUUAUUUAGCUCCAAUGCUUGGAUUGCUUGCAUAUGAUGCUGUGAACUUAUCAGCGACGAAUUUGCCCCAAUUGGAUAUUAGGUCAUCAACAAGUCCGAUAAAAAUUCAAUUUUCGGAUGUUAAAUCUGUGCCAGAUGGGUCUGUGGCGAAAUGUGUGUGGUUUGAUCUUCGUGGUAAUGUCAAUUUCAGCCGAGUGGUGGCAAAGAGUACCUGUUCUACUGUUCAACAGGGGCAUUUUGCUUUGGUUGUUGAGAGCACAGCUCCUUCCCCUGCACCUUCAGCGCCUGCCCCAUCUCCGGUUUCUCAUAAGCAUAAGAUGAAGAAAAACAUGAAGAAAGUCUGGAUAUUCGUUGGAUCCAUACUGGGUGGAAUAUUAUUGUUGGUGCUUCUGGCAAUGUUGUUAGCAUGGUUGAAAAAAUAUCAGCAGAAGAAAAAAAUGCAGCAUAUGGAGAAGGCUUCGGAGGGUGGUGAAGCUCUGAGGAUGACGUCAGUAGGGAGUGCUAAAGCACCGGCAGCAAUGGUUACUAGGACACAACCGACUCUUGAGACGGAAUAUGCGCCCUAAACUCUUCCUUUUGCAAAUUGUACAAGCUCUCCUCUCCUGCCAUUCACAUUCAUAUGUCCAAUUCUUGCAUUCACAUUCUUCUGAUUCCACACCUGUUUUUGGUUGGGUGUUUCCUCCUUGCCUUUGAAUUCUAUAGUUGCUUGUUGGACAGGUCUUUCAGUUCUGGUGUGGGCAUUAUAGAAAUUACCGGUGUAGAUAGCAUUUUGUUUAGAUUGCUAGACUCAUAGUCUCUUCAUUCGUUGUGGUGUGCAUUAUGUGACUGAUUUCGGUGUUUUGACCGACAAGGAAUAAGAUUCUUUCGUAUAUUCA
Chenopodium quinoa (quinoa) is the source of this 2291-nucleotide messenger RNA. RefSeq lists its product as uncharacterized. Gene Ontology annotation, cellular component: membrane. The transcript is spliced from 2 exons. The record is from RefSeq and is a predicted model, not a curated record. The coding region runs from base 1044 to 1982 and encodes 312 amino acids. Lineage: Eukaryota; Viridiplantae; Streptophyta; Magnoliopsida; Caryophyllales; Amaranthaceae.